GAAAACACUGCAGAGUUGUCUCUUGAGAAGGGAAGUCAAAGGACUCCAUUUGAAUGUCUAUGGCAGUUCUGUGGAUUCUUUCAGGGUUUCUCUUUUCCCAAAUGCCUUCAUUUUCACUCUUAACAUUGCCCAACAAUCUUCAUCAAAUACAAAUCAGGGGUUGGGGAGAUGGUUCCGGGGUAAAGUGCUUGUGCGAGUAUAAGGAACUGAGCUGAUCCCCAGCAUCCACUUAAAAACGCCUGAUGUGUCAUAGUGGUGUAUGCUCAUGAUUCCAGCACCAUGGGUGGGGGUAAAAACAUGAUCUCUGGGCUUACUAGCCAGCCAGCCUGGCCUACGAGCUAAGGCGAUUGGGCUGCUUUGUACUAGCAGACGGCCCACACAGAGGGCUCUGUCUGCAGAGCUGCUACUGUAGCUGGCCCUAACACACAUAGCAGCUCCACAGCCUGGUAUAAGUGGCUGAAAGAGCAACCUCAAAGGGAAACUAUUCAGAGAAGAAAGGUCCCCCACUCCCGUUUUUGUUUUGUUUUCAUGCAGCCCACACUGGUCUCAGGGUUUUCUAUUUAUUAAAGAUUCUGGCAGUAGACAUGAGACUGGUCCUUGAAGAGGGAGGAAGCUGUGCAUUUGGUGGUCAACGCUAGAGCCUUUUGUUGGUGUAGAUCCCAGGUGUCUUCCUAAACUCCUUCUAACCAAAGUGUUCCUACCUGCAGAUAACUACUCCGCUGUCUGUGCUCAUGAGUAGACCUUGUUGGUUUUAAUGUGGUGGCGGCGCUGGGUUAUUCAUUGAGCGGUGCUGUUACCGUGCAUGAGGCAUGACAAAACUCACUAUCAGAGUUUUAUCAGGAGGAAGGAGAAAUAGGAUAGAAUGUGAUCUGUUGGAAAGACACGUGAGGAGGAGGGAGAGAUGGAGGAGUAGAAGAGAGCAGAGAGAGGGGAGGAGUCUGUGACCGGCUUUUUAAGGAUUCCCCUGCAUAUGCGCAUAUAGGCUUAUGGAGCUACGCCACGCAUGUGUGAUCAUGCUGCAUGCAAAUUACAAGAUCACGAAGCAUACGGAUUAAGUAGGACAUAAGGCCCCUUACUUGGCUACUGAACUGCUCAUGUUCGGUCAUGUAAAUGGAGGAGUGGCCAGGAAUCCCAACAGACCUCAUCUGAGAAGGAAUUUGGGGCUGAGGCCCUACUUGGCUGCUAGAGGACAAUGUGACCUUGAAAGGGACUUCUUUUUUUGAAAGGGAUUUUUAAAGCUGGGAGCAAUGGCACAAGUCUAUGGAGGUGAACGCAGGAGGUCUGGAGUUUGAGAUCAUCUUCUAUAUAGCAAACUUGAGAUCGUUCAGUGGGUGUCGUGGCUUGAAUAACAGAUGUCCCCCACAGUCUCAGCUAUUUGAAUACUUGACCCUAGUUGGUGGUACUGUUAGGGGAAGCUGAGGAGGUGUGCCCUUGUUGGAGGAAAAAUGUCAUUUUGAGGUGGGCUUUGUGUUAUUUCAGGUUGGCUCUCUCUGUUCAGAUGUGAAUGCUCAGCUGUUCUGUCACCGUGUGUUGAUGGGGUGACGGAGGCUAACCGCUCUGAAACUGUAGACCCAAACUGCCUUGUCAUGAUACUUCAUCACAGCAACAGAAAAGUAACUGGUAAUGUGGGUCAAGGCACUUGCUGGACAAGCCUGACAAACCGAGUUUGAUUCCUGGAACUCAUGUAAUGGGAUGGAGAGAACUCUACAAAAUUGUCCUCUGACCUCCACAGGUUACACACACACAGAUGAUGAUGAUGAUGAAGAAAGUCAUAUGAAAAAGAAGUGCUGGGGCUGAGGAGAUGGCUCAGUUGGUAAAGUGUUUGUUAUUCAUGUGUUAGGACCUGAUUUGUAAUCCCCAACACCCAUGUAAAAAAGCCUGGUGUAGCAGUUUCCACCUGUAAUCUUUAGUACUAAUAUUGGGAAGGUGGAGACCAGAGGAUCAGUGGGACUUACUAGACAGCCAAUGUAGCCCAACUGGUAGACUCCUUGCCUCAAAAAACAAGAUGGUUGUGAGGCAUGAUGGCACACACCUUUAGUCCUCGAAUUUGGUAGGCAGCAGCAGGUAGAUCUCUGUGAGUUCAGAGCCAAUCAGGGCUACAGAGAGAUACCAUGUCUCAAAGAAAAACAAAACCAGAAUGGCUCAGUAGUUGACGGUCCUGCUGUGCAAGUCUGGCAACUUGGGUUUCAUGCCUGGAACCACAUAAAGGCGGAAGGAGAAAACUUGGUCCCAGAAAUUGUCCUCUGACCUCCAUACACACAUCAGGCACAUACACAUACAUACACAGUACAGUAGAUAUACACCAGAAUUGUAGGAUUGAAGAGGCCCUGGUGAAGUGAAGGCAUGUUGCGGGAUAUUUGAUUACACUGUGAACCCCGAAUUAUUUACCAGAAAAACCUGCUUCUAGCUGCAAUGUGGUUCAGCCAUAGCACACACCUUUAAUCCAAGACCUUUCUGCUUGAAUACUGUAAACAAGAUUAAAUAAAAAUCAACCAUGGGUCAAGAGCAAGCAACCAGCUGAUAGAAAAAAACCGUAGCAACUAAGAGGAAGUCAGGAGGGCGGGGAGAGAGAUGCACAGGAAAUAGAAGGGCGGGACAUCCGGUCAAAGGCGUUUUUGUUUGAGACAGUGUAGGAGAAAGCUCUCUUUCUGGGACGUCAGCAGAAGAGGAAGCAGCUGGGUGCUUUCUCUGCCUAAGCUAGCAGGUUUUCACCCAGCAUCUGGCUCUGAUAAAAUAGAAUGAUACUUAGUUAAAAACAACAAAGGGGUUCAAGAGAACCACCAGGAAAGGACUUACAACUUCUCCCAACAUGCCAGAACCUCCAAGAACAGCACCAUAUGGAGCCUCCUAGAACCAGAGAACUGAGAAUUUCACCUUUCAACUCAGCGCAAAUGUGCCAGUCAGGUCGGAGCAGACCAGAGCCAAUCCCACCUACCUCUACUCUGCAUCUCGCCUGCAGCCUGCAGCCUUGCCCUGUGUCCUGACAUGAAGGGAGCAACCUGUGCCUUUCUCCUGGUGCUAGCAGCUCUGCCUGCCUUGGAAGCCAAUGAACCAACUGAUAAAGGCAGUCCCUUCUAUUAUGACUGGGAGAGCCUACAACUGGGUGGAUUGAUCUUUGGAGGGCUCCUGUGCAUCGCUGGAAUAGCCAUGGCCCUGAGUGGCAAGUGCAAAUGUAGGCGCAGUCGCAAGCCCAGUUCCUUACCUGGGAAAGCCACCCCACUCAUCACUCCAGGUGAGCUGGACCCCUGGAAGAUGCAGGGAUGGAGACUGAUGGGGUAGCAGAGGGAAUAGGUCACUGAAAAACUGACCCAACUCUCUACAGGCUCUGCAGGUACCUGCUGAAUUGAACACAGGACAAACUUGGAAGCAGGUCUUGCCAGCCAGUCUCGUGUUCCUGCUCUCUGGAGACCUCCCCUUCCAUGAUGGCCUCUCUAGCUCAUAUUGCUAAGUCUUUGGUGAUAGGGAAGGGUGACCCAAGCUUAUUUUGUAUUAAACUGGUCUUGCUGCUC
Peromyscus californicus insignis is the source of this 3509-nucleotide messenger RNA. RefSeq names its product FXYD domain containing ion transport regulator 4 (gene Fxyd4). Gene Ontology annotation, molecular function: sodium channel regulator activity. The record is from RefSeq and is a predicted model, not a curated record. The transcript is spliced from 7 exons. The coding region runs from base 2986 to 3279 and encodes 97 amino acids. Lineage: Eukaryota; Metazoa; Chordata; Mammalia; Rodentia; Cricetidae. Gene Ontology annotation, biological process: potassium ion transmembrane transport; regulation of sodium ion transmembrane transporter activity. Gene Ontology annotation, cellular component: membrane.